This is a messenger RNA of Pelobates cultripes (western spadefoot toad), 6795 nucleotides long. Lineage: Eukaryota; Metazoa; Chordata; Amphibia; Anura; Pelobatidae. The record is from the annotation of a GenBank genome assembly.
AUGCCUCGCGGUUCGAUGGAGGUAAGCGGGCCCGGCGCGGUCUGUGUGCGGGGAGGGCGGCGGGAGCUGGCUGUCUGCGGCCGGGGAGGAGGACGGUCUCCGGGAGGGGGGUGGAAGCUGGUGGCGGCCCGUGUGGGAUCCCCCCGGGAGUCACGUGGGGGGUGAGUCCGGCGGGAGGCUGGGCUUUCAUUCACCGGUAAUACCGAGCAUCGGGAACCGGGCCUGCAACGUGCGGCACCCUGCCCCUCCCCCACCGCCUGAGACUGGAGCCUGAAAAUGGCCGCCGUCAGAGAGAGAAAAUGGGAGCCGGCCGUGUGACUGACAACCCCCCUCCUCUCACACUGCCGGUAACCGGAUCCCUCUCACACUGCCGGUAACCGGAUCCCUCUCACACUGCCGGUAACCGGAUCCCUCUCACACUGCCGGUAACCGGAUCCCUCUCACACUGCCGGUAACCGGGUCCCUCUCACACUGCCGGUAACCGGGUCCCUCUCACACUGCCGGUAACCGGAUCCCUCUCACACUGCCGGUAACCGGAUCCCUCUCACACUGCCGGUAACCGGGUCCCUCUCACACUGCCGGUAACCGGGUCCCUCUCACACUGCCGGUAACCGGGUCCCUCUCACACUGCCGGUAACCGGGUCCCUCUCACACUGCCGGUAACCGGGUCCCUCUCACACUGCCGGUAACCGGGUCCCUCUCACACUGCCGGUAACCGGGUCCCUCUCACACUGCCGGUAACCGGGUCCCUCUCACACUGCCGGUAACCGGGUCCCUCUCACACUGCCGGUAACCGGGGGGGGGGUCCCUCUCACACUGCCGGUAACCGGGGGGCCGUGCAGCUGCAGCCUUCCACUACCGGUAACGCUGUGGCUGGGCCCCGCUGGGAGAUCCUGGCCCCAUGUGGCUACAAUCCCACUAAUUCUCAGCCAUAAAUACAUUUUGGGUUCAUGCCAGGGAGAGUAGGUUUCCAUUUACAAAGUGUACUGAGAAAGCUUGUCUGCUUUGUAACUGCUGUGGUAGAAGAGUCAGUGGUGAAAAUAUAAUCCUCUAAAGAAAUGUAUUGGAAAUGGUUAGUUACUCAUGUUACACUAGAAAUCAGAUGGCGCUGGUUAAAAACAAUCCCCACUUUCAAUACCCCACAAGCUUAUCCUGGCUGCAGAGGUCUUGUUUCUGGGAGUUCGUACUGAAAUUUAACUAUUUGGAGAAGAGGGAUAAGAUAUGGUUAACUAUAAAAUAUGACUUGUUGUCUCAAAUGUUACUGGUUUGUAUCAUAACAAAUGUUUUGAAUUUCUUUAGGAACACUGGACUUCGUCUGAAGACCAGGUACUUAUGCUUUACUUUAUAAAUGAUUGGGUCCCCAUUACAUUUCAAACUGACAGGCACAUGUAUCACUGGUGACUAUAAAACAGACUGCAAAUGUAAGCUGCAGGCAAUUGUGCAGCAUUUACACACUUUGUGGUCUCCGUUCUUACUAUAACUGGGCCACUUCAAGUGAUAUUUUAUUCAAACCAUGUUCUAUUUGGUUUUGGGGGUGUCCUUCUCUGCACCUUUUCCUUAUUUACCAUGAAAAGCAUAGUCUGUGUAUUUAAUUCUUCCCUGUCCUCUGCUAAGAGCACCAUGGUCUUCCAUAUACCUGUUGAUCUGGGGAAUAAUAAAUCUUUUGUUCUAUAAAGAUUUCUAAUGUUGUUUUUGUUUUUUACAGGGACAUGAGCCUAAGGAACCUGAGCAACUGCGUAAGCUGUUCAUUGGUGGCUUAAGCUUUGAGACUACAGAUGAUAGCUUACGGGAACACUUUGAACAAUGGGGAAAGCUAACAGACUGUGUGGUAAGUUCUAAAUACCAACUCCAAUGUUUAACUUAACGGACCACUAUAGUGCCAGAAAAACAAACUUAUUUUCAUGGCUCUAGUGUUAAUAGGCCCCCUGCCGCCAGGGUUAAGGGGGUAAACUCUUACCUUUCUCCAGUGCUGGGCUCCCUCGGCGCUGGGGACUCUCCUCCCUCUUCCAAAGCGCGAUCAUUCAAUCAGUCACUGGGAGACACACAAGAGCCUGGAUUAAUCCUAAUGUAAACAUAGCAUUUUUUUUCUGAAACUAUGUUUACAGCUGCAGGGUUAACCCUAGAUGGACCUGGCACCCAGACCACUUCAUUGAGCUGAAGUGGUCUGGAUGCCUAUAGUGGUCCUUUAAGGGACACUCAAAUGUCCAUUCCUGUAUUACAUUUUUUUUAUUCUUUAUUUUUUGUUGUGCAGGCUUGCAAUGCCACAAUAGCUAGUGCCAGCUCUUCAGGAAACAGGAUUUAACAAUUUUAUGGCAAUGUGAGAUUUCAGCUCAAUUUUAUAGUAUGAUAGUCAUGCAAGGCAAACAUGUUAAAUGCAGGCUACUAGUCUAGACAUGAGAACUCUGAGUGAUAUGUUUUCCGACCUGUAAGACCAACCUAAGUGGGGGAAAAAACUGCUGGUGCCUAGUUAACUGCAUAGCUACCAUUUUACAUUACGUGAGAAUUCAAGAUUAAACUGUAGUGGCUGUGGGUAAUAUGGUCUCCCUUUACCAUCUAGGUGACAGGCAUUAUGCUCACUCCAAGGGGGAGUAAACUAGAGGCGUUGCUUCAUAUAGAUAUAAUGGCAGGAGGGUGUAGUUAAAUAUGAAAAUAGAGGUUAAAAAAGGGUCUGGAAAUACAUGUAUUACUGGUACUGAACCUAAAGUCAGGAUGAAUGCUCUAUACGGUCUGUUUAAAAAAAAAAAAAAAAACUGAGCAAAGUAAACGAGAAGAAACGAAAUGAGAUUGUAUCUGGAACUCUCACUGGGUCACCCGCUCAGGUAGUAGGCACUUUUCCUGAGGCGUCAACCCACUCCCACCAUCGGCAGAAAUAGUGGGGAAUACGGUAGGCCGUAAGGGGGUGCAGCUUGUCGGUGUAGGGCUUCACAUCCUCUCCAGAUAUAGGCAAAAGUUGGCAGCUCUACCUUACGAGCUCGAGAGUUCGCGCGGAGUCCAGAUCUUUAGUGUACACAGAUGCCUGGUGUUUCCCCGCCGUGGGCGUUGGAGCAAAUGGGUGAAGAAACGUGGCUUUCUGCCAUCGUGGGAGAUGAGGGGUCAAGUCCUUGUUCCGCUUCUUAGGUGUGCUCAAUUAGAGGAGCAGGAUUCCACCAGUGUGUCACCCUUGAUACGUCAGGUCAUCAUGAGGCUCAGGCUCUCUUCCCUUCCCAUCCCCAUAAUGCUUUUUAAAGUUAUUUUUGUGCUAAAUUAUUGGUAGUGAGCUUGGCAAAUUUCUCACUCUGAUCAGGGAGUCUGAAUUAGUCAUGAAGGACUGACUGGUCUAUUUCAGAGCUCUCUGCACAUUAUCUGUUUUGCUUAGAGCAUGGUCUUCUGGGAUCUGCAGUUCGGUUAAUGUUCUACUUAUGAAAACUUACCAGGCCUGCCUCUCCCUGAAGACCCUGGUUUGCUUGCUGGCCAAUUUUAAUUUUUCCAAAGGAAUCAAGAUUAAGGCAAAUGCAUUUUUCUUUUAAAAACUUUUUAUUUUUUCUCCUUCUUUUAAUUUGACGCAAAGUAUACUGUUCUUCCAGGUUAUGAGAGAUCCUCAAACAAAACGCUCCAGAGGCUUUGGUUUUGUCACGUACUCAUGUGUAGAAGAAGUAGAUGCUGCCAUGUCUGCCCGGCCACACAAAGUUGAUGGACGUGUUGUUGAGCCAAAACGAGCAGUUUCCAGAGAAGUAAGGGGGUUUUUUUUGGGUUUUUUUUUUUAAAUAAAGCUUAAAGUAGUUAAUGACUUGAAAACUAAACGCCUCCACUUUAUUUUUAAGGAUUCAGUUAGACCUGGUGCACAUUUGACUGUGAAAAAGAUAUUUGUUGGUGGCAUUAAAGAAGACACUGAAGAAUACCAUUUACGAGAUUACUUUGAGGCUUAUGGCAAAAUUGAAACUAUCGAAGUUAUGGAGGAUCGUCAAAGUGGGAAGAAGAGGGGAUUUGCUUUUGUUACAUUUGAUGAUCAUGAUACAGUUGAUAAAAUUGUUGGUAAGUUAAAAUUGUGGUAUUAAUGAAGAGCCGAUUUAAUGUUAAGUGUCUUGCCAGGUCAAUGAUAUAUGAAGCUUUCCUAAACCUUUGUCACAAACUGUUAAGACCACGAGCCCCUUUUAACUGAAACGGCUUGAACAGUAAAUUUUUGCGUAGUUUUUCGGUUAAAAUUCUGUUCUUUGCAAAGUAUUUUUAAAAAUGCUAUUUUCCUUUUAUAUUAUGGGUUAUAGAUGGUACUCAUCCCACCUCUUUAAAUUUAUUUUUCAGUUCAGAAAUACCACACAAUUAAUGGGCAUAACUGUGAAGUGAAGAAGGCCCUUUCCAAACAAGAGAUGCAGACUGCAAGCUCUCAAAGAGGUGAGUUUUUCUCAAAUUUAUAACAAAGGCAUCUUAUGAGGGUAGUUUUAUACAAGCUUACAAAUUUUAUUUUUGCCCACCAAACCUCUUUAGGCCGUGGGGGUGGCGGUAGUAACUUCAUGGGCAGAGGCGGAAAUUACGGAAGUGGAGGUGGAAACUUUGGCAGAGGUGGUGGUGGUGGAGGUGGUAGUGGUGGAUUUGGAAAUAGAGGUAAGUGGUUUUUUUUUUUUUGUUUUUUUUUUUUCUCCACAUAAUGAUGGUACUGGCACUUUAAUAUAAAGUGUUUCUCCAAUGCGUUUUAUGUAUUUAAUUAGAAUGCCCUAUUGGCAUUUUGUGUCCUGCCCAUCCCGGUUUGCUCUUAUCCAGCGCUGUGCAGGACUCUUAGAGCAAAUAAAACCAUAGAUCGCAAGGAUUGUUUCUUACAAAUGGCACACUGUGUCAAGUCACUCAACAAAACACAAUUAUAGUGAGCAAACUAACAAAUAGUGGUGAGAGCACAUGAUUAAAAACAUUGACAACUACUGUAAUGUAGAGACAAAUAGUGUCCGGAGUAACAGAGUUCAAUGAAAGGCUUCUCUUAACGGGCAUCGCACGCAUGCUUCGUCCAUAAGGGGGACAUACAUGAUAUGUAUGUUAAGGAAAAGUCAAAGCUUAAAGUGAACUCUUUAAGACAGAUUCAACUCAAGUCAUAAUAGAACUGACUGGAGUUUUUGUUUUGUUUUUUUCUUCUCUUUGACUUGUCUAACAAAGAUUUGUUUACAUGUUCAGUAAACUGAAGUGGCUUAUCAAUUAUUUCCACCCUCUCUCAACAGGUGGCUAUGGCGGUGGUCGUGGAGGCUAUGGUGGUGGUGGCGGUGGUGGUGAUGGAUAUAACGGCUUUGGUGGAGAUGGUGAGUAGAUAAGAUUUAUUUUCUUAAAGGUACACUUCACUGGAACCACUACCACUUAAUGAAGUUCUGGUGUCUAACCUGUCCUAUUCAAUGUAAACACUGCCUUUUCAAAGAAGGCAAUAUUUACACUGGUGCCUAGUAACACAUCUAGUGGCUGUGACUCGGACCGCCACUAGAGUUGUUUCCUAUGUCUCCACAAUCUGUAUGGGUAUAUCUUCUAACCAUUAUUUUUAAUUAUUUUUUGACAAACCGAACCGUAAAAAUAAAUUUGUAACCAAUUCUAUUUCUUUUAAGGUGGUAACUAUGGUGGCGGCCCUGGCUAUGGAGGACGUGGUUAUGGUGGAAGUCCAGGGUAUGGAAACCAAGGUGGUGGAUAUGGUGGCAGUGGUGGAUAUGAUGGCUACAGUGAAGGUGGAAACUUUGGAGGUGGUAAGCAUUUACAAAGUACAUGUUACUUAAAGGAACAUAUGGGAGAUUGACUUCAGGUUCCCUAGCUUUUCAUUGUGUUAACAAUUUACCUCCUCUAAGCAGCCUUUCCAUUUUCUAGUACUCUGGCUUGACGACCAUUUUGUCCAAUCAAAUGCUUUGGUCAACAAGAGUCAGGCUCUGUUUGCACUAAGGAAGCAUUCUGUAUUGGCUGUGUGUGUAUAACGCCAAAAUGGCAAUGUUUUAAAUUGAGGGAUUAAAACUAACUUAUAACCUAUACACUAGUUUAGUUGCUUUCUUAGUUUUCUGUGUAGUAAUGGUUCUAAAGACGGUAGCAUUCGGAAUACGCAGUUGUAUUUACAUUAGUGUUCACCUACCUAUUUAGCUGUUCUUCCUGUGUGAGGGUUUGAAAAGGGAGUUAUUGCCUUUCUUCCCUGCCGUGGCUGCUCCGCCUCCCUGGCUGAGAUCAAUGUAUUGAUCUCAAUCAAUCCAUUGCUUCUGCAUUGGGGGGCUAGUGCCCAUAGUCUAAAUUGGUUCUCAGAGGUAAAUGAAUCGAGAGGCAAUCAGGAAGACAGCCGCUAGGGGUGUUAGUCCUGCAAUAGAAAUAUAGCAGGUUCUAUAAAACUGCAGUGUUUUACAUUGCAGACUUAAAACUAAUGGGCCUCUGCACCCAGACCACUGCGUUGGGAAGUGGUAUGUGUGCUAGUAGGGCUCAUUUAUUCAACUGGAAUAAACAUUUCAAACUUUGUUCUGUUGUGGAUUAAAGUCCUAAAUGCAUCAAGCAUGUAAAAAUCUCAAGAAAAGGGCAUUUUGCUUAUUAAGUCUUGAAUUCCUUUGCCAUCUCAGGUAACUACAAUGACUUUGGAAACUAUGGAGGGCAGCAGCCAUCAAGUUAUGGGCCCAUGAAGGGAGGCGGUGGAAGCUUCAGCGGUAGAAGCUCUGGAGGAAGUGGCAGUGGCCCCUAUGGUGGUGUGUACAACUGCUGUCCAGAUCUAUUUAGAAAUGUAUCAUCUACUGCAUGUGUUUUUUGUAUUAACUUAAAUGUUUCUCAGGUGGCUAUGGAUCUGGUGGUGGAGGCGGUGGCGGCAGCUACGGAAGCAGAAGGUUUUAA